AGUUAGUAAUUAUCAGAUAAAGAUAAUUAAUUAAGAGAUUAAGAAAAAAGAAAGAAGAGAGAAAUUAAGAAAUAAAAAUGGCCCCAACAUCAGAAUUUGUGACACCCUCAACACUAGCCAAAGAGAGCACACUUAAAGAUGGUUACAUUAUAGAUGAGAGGGAUAAGGCUAAGGUGGCUCAUAAUGAGUUUAGCGACGAUAUUCCGGUAAUCUCGCUAGCCGGAAUCGAUAGCGGUAGAAGAGAUGAGAUACUUAAGAAGGUGGUGAAGGCAUGUGAGGAAUGGGGGAUAUUCCAAUUGGUAGAUCAUGACAUUGAUAUUGAGCUUAUCAAUGAGAUGACUAAGUUUACUAAGGAGUUUUUUGCACUUCCUGAUGAAGAAAAGCUCAAGUUUGAAAUGUCUCCUGGUAAACAUAAGGGUGGCUUCCUUAUCUCUAGUCACCUCAAGGGGGAAGCAGUGGCAAAUUGGCGUGAGCUAGUCCUGUUCUUCACAUACCCGGUACAAGGGAGAGACUACUCAAGAUGGCCCAACAAACCUGAGGAAUGGAAGGCCAAGGUUGAAGCCUAUGGUGAAAAAAUGAUGAACUUGUCUUGCAAGAUGUUCGAGCUGUUGUCUGAAGGUUUGGGUUUAGAAAAGGAUGCCUUUGCAAAGUCCAUGGGUGACCUUAACCAGCAUUUGGUGGUUAACCAUUACCCUAAAUGCCCACAACCUGAUCUAGCCGUUGGGCUCAAACGACACACUGAUCCAAGCUCAAUUACUUUACUCCUUCAAGACCAUGUUGGUGGUUUGCAAGCAACAAAAGAUGGUGGCAAAACUUGGGUCACCGUUCGUCCUAUCAAAAACGCUUUGGUCCUUAAUCUUGGGGACCAUGCCUACUUCAUGAGCAAUGGGCGAUUCAAGAGUGCCGAUCAUCAAGCAAUAGUAAACGCGGAGGAGACAAGAACGUCGAUAGCGGUGUUUAUGAAUCCAGCACAAGAUGCAAAGGUGUAUCCAUUAAACUUAAAAGACGGUGAGAAGUCAUCAUUGUUAGAAGAACCCAUCACAUAUGCUGAAAUGAAUAACAGGCACAAGACCAAGUACCUUGAAAUUGUCAGGCUUAAGAAGGUUGCUAAGGAACAAAAUUGGUCUCAUCAAGAGCUUGAUCUCAAGCUUAGCCAGCUUUAACUCAUUUAAUCAAUCCUAAAAUCUAAUUUGCAUUUAUAUAAUGUGUAAUAAUCUCUAAAAUAUCAUCUAUUUUUGUGUGUGUGUGUUUGUUUCGUUUUCAAAUAUCAGAAAUAAAUUGUAUGCAUCGCCAAAUAAA
This is a messenger RNA of Spinacia oleracea (spinach), 1299 nucleotides long. Its product is annotated as naringenin,2-oxoglutarate 3-dioxygenase. The transcript is spliced from 3 exons. The coding region runs from base 78 to 1163 and encodes 361 amino acids. NCBI's taxonomy places the organism in Eukaryota, Viridiplantae, Streptophyta, Magnoliopsida, Caryophyllales, Amaranthaceae. The record is from RefSeq and is a predicted model, not a curated record.